Messenger RNA from Naegleria gruberi, 1488 nucleotides. RefSeq lists its product as uncharacterized. NCBI's taxonomy places the organism in Eukaryota, Heterolobosea, Eutetramitea, Acrasida, Naegleriidae. The record is from RefSeq and is a predicted model, not a curated record. Bases 1 to 1488 code for a protein of 495 amino acids. Gene Ontology annotation, cellular component: membrane. Gene Ontology annotation, biological process: cell wall biogenesis. Gene Ontology annotation, molecular function: galactoside 2-alpha-L-fucosyltransferase activity. The transcript has a single exon.
AUGAUGAUACGAGACUUGUUGAGAUUUAUAAUGAUUAUUGGAGGAUUUACCAUCCUCUUCUCAAUAUUUAUGCCAUUAUUAUUGUUAAAACCUCCUUCAAUUUCGGAUGGUGGAAAGGGAAUCGGAACGAACAGAAUUGCUACAAAUAUUGAUAUGAAUAAUCCAGCUUCUGUGAAGGCAAUUUUAAAAGAAUACAGAAAGGAACAUACUCUUCCCUAUUAUUUUGAUAGAUAUUUAAAAACUUUAAAAAUUGAUGAUUUAUUGGAGGAUUAUGCCGAGUUUCAUCAAAAGCAUAGGAAUACCUAUUGUUCAUCAUCGGAUCAAAAAAAGGAUUUUCCUUCUGUUGGAGUAUUAGUAUUUAGACCAUGGCAAAGCAGUGGAUUGGCCAAUGUUAUGAUUGGUCUUACUUCAAGUUUUUUACUUUCCAUACUUUCGGGAAGGUUGUUCUUUAUUAAUUGGUAUGGCCACUAUUAUUGCAACAUUCAUGCCAAAUCACUAUUCACCAAACCACAUGAUAAAUUUGAUUGGUGGUAUGAAGACUUUAUGAAUCCUGAUAAUGUCAACCAAUGUUCAGUCAAUUAUCCUAAAUUGAAAAUUCCAGGUAUUUAUGAUGAUAGCUUGAAAAACUAUUAUGGAAAUAUAGAAUUAACACACAGAGGAAGAGAAUCAGAUUACAUGUUUGAACUUUUAAAAUGUUUAAAUAUUACUGAGGAGUUUGAUAAUAUGGGACCAAUAAUUGAAGUGACAAGUAAUCAAUACUAUUUACCUCUACUCAUUCAAUAUAAUCCAUUCUAUCAUACAUUGUUAAAUACCAUGUUUCCUGAUGCUGACAUGUUUGGUCCACUCUCCAGAUUUUUAUAUCAUCCUCUUCCUUCUAUUCAACACAGAGUUGAUAAAUACCUUACAGACCACAAUAUUUACAUAUCCAACACCUUGCUAGGAAACAAGAAACAAGGUAACACUGUCAUGUACGGAAUUCAAAUUAGAAGAAACGAAAAUGAAAAGCAAAUAGACUGGUUUAGAGAAAAACACGAGAAAUUCUUUUGGAAAGCUUGUAGAGAUGAGCUAAUUUCAAAACACAACAAAAGAUUCCCAAAUAUGGAUUAUAAGAUUAUGGUCAUUUCAGAUAAUGUUACAGUUGUUGAACAUGCUAAAAAUGAAUUCGGACAAAAUAGAAUACUUCAUUAUGAAGAACAAAAACUAACCUUCUCUCGAGAUGGUGAAAGUGUUGUUGGAGCCCUCAUUGAUUCCUGGCUCUUCAGUCAUAGUCAUGGAUUUGUUGUGAGUAAGCAUUCAACUUUUGGUAAUUUGGGACACGGCAGAGCGUCCAUAAAACCUUUUAUUGUGUACCAUUACAAUAAUGGCGAAUCAUGCACAUGGUUCGCUCCUCAAACCAGUGAACCAGAAUUCCAUUGGUAUGGAAGGCAUAGGGAAAUUACAUCAUGUAGAGCUGUGGCAUUGAAGAGGAAGCGAAAGAGACAAGAUUAG